Ostreobium quekettii is the source of this 801-nucleotide messenger RNA. The record is from the annotation of a GenBank genome assembly. Lineage: Eukaryota; Viridiplantae; Chlorophyta; Ulvophyceae; Bryopsidales; Ostreobiaceae.
AUGUCCAGGAAGGUUUGUGGGUGCAAGUUCUCGUUCAUGGCGAAUGUCAUGAACCCGUUGCUGCUGACCCAUGCCUGCACUGGUGUGCUGGUCGCACCCAAUGUGGUUGUGGCACCCGCCUCAUGCAUUGAAGAGAAGAAGGUCGAAUUUCCCCCUGUAAGGCUGGGAAGCUACAACUUGAAUUCUGACGAUGUGCCCAAAGAGGCUGAGGUUCUGAACACCUGUCGACGCAUCACCCACAAAGACUACCAAAAAAACAACCCGCAAAAGGGCGCCGACAUAGCCCUGCUAAUCCUGGAGAGCCCCGCGGUGCACCAUGCGCCCAUCUCCGGCAUAACAUCCAUCGAGGAAUGCCGGGAUCCUUCGCUCAACGGCAAGGGAAACAUCACUGCCUUUGGGUGGUUCAUGCCAGGCAGGAAUCUGUCACCCUCCAUCCAGCUGCAGGCAGUGCCAAACUUGGAGGUGGUGCCAGCCAAGCAGUGCAGCAUUGCAAUGAACCAUGAUAUUCCCAAACGGGCCAUCUGCACGGUGUCCACUGCCAGGGCUGCCAUCUCGGAAUGGGAUCCUGGCUCGCCCAUCCUGUGCAACGACAAGAAGCUGAUCGGCAUUGCAUCCUACGAGCAGAUGCCAAACUCAAAGUACUUGCCCUACGUGUACACUCACGUUGCGGAGCACUGGGACUGGAUCCAAAGCCUAGGAGCUGGGGCGUCCAUCGAUGUGCCAGACAACAGGACAGAAUGCAAGGCUGCGCAAGCUGUGCACAGCAUUGCAUUAAAAGAAAACGAUGAUCGCGAGCUCUAG